AUGGCAUCAUCUUUACAAACCACUGAUAAAUUAAUAAAGCAAUGUGAACAAUUAUCUCAAUUGGUCUCAAACUUUAACAAAAAAAUUGAAGAAACCAUUGCAACAGCAUCCGAUGAUAUGAAUCACCUUCUCGCAUCAAUUAAACAAAAUAUUCAAGACACAACGAGCACCGUAGUAACUGAUUUAAACGAAUGGGAGCAGUUGAAGAGGAAUUUAUCUAAAACACAACUUAAGGGUAAAGUACAGCUCGAUGUUGGUGGACGUUAUUUCUCAACCACAGUAGACACUUUNAAACUUUAA
Rotaria socialis is the source of this 300-nucleotide messenger RNA. The record is from the annotation of a GenBank genome assembly. NCBI's taxonomy places the organism in Eukaryota, Metazoa, Rotifera, Eurotatoria, Philodinida, Philodinidae.